AUGAACCCGUUUCGAACCACAGUAUCCCGUCUUUGGGGAUCUUCCCUGGCGAUGUGUCGAACAAUGCAAAGCAUGGCCGCUGCAACGCUAGUUACGGAAUUUCCCCAGUUCGGUCCCAUGGGCCGAAAGAUGCGCGAUGAAGCUGUUGAAAUCAUCACGCGCGAAGCGGUAAUAGAUGACAAGUCUUUGCUGGCGCUGCUAAUGCUCGGACAGACCGCUAGUUGGCACGACCCAAAGGACUUGGGUAUAUCGUUUUUCAACCUUCUCCGGAAGCAGCUCAAUGGCCUCGCUUCAUCAUCGCACAACCCUCAGAAAGUUAGCAAUAACUACCGGUUCUUCGAAGAAGCUCUCAUCUACUGGGAGAUGUUGCUUUCCUUUGUCGCAGAUAAUGACGCCAUCGUCCUAUCUGACAAUUCACGAACCGCUUCAUCCAUGGGCGAGUCCUUCGUUCUACAACGAGUCCCACACCCGUGGACCGGCAUCGCGCGCGACACCCAGUUCACCGUGCACGAAGUCGGGAAACUCAUCCGCGGUGAGCGAAAACGCAUCUACUCAAGGCGAUUCACCUCCCAAGAUGAUAUCACCCGUGCAAAGUUGGCAAUCGAGAAAGCUCGCGAACUCGAAGAACGCCUCCUAGGUCUUGCCCAUCCCUCCGAGGCUGAGAUCGUCAGUCCUGGUGACGACGACACCCCAGUGUGGCACCUCCUCACUAUGGCCGAAGCAUAUCGAUGUGUCGGCCUCCUGCAGCUCUACCGCAUCUUUCCGGACCUACUGCACAACCGCCUGCCCACUUCAACAUCCACAUCACCCCAGCACCCCAGCAACACCGAACCAGCAUCCCAGGACCUUUUCUUCCCAAUCGACCUCGACAGCAUGAAUCUGUCAGCUGGAUUCGGCGGCACCAGCCCAGGAACAGGACAAACCACCAAUGCUCGAUACAAUCCUCCUUCUCCAUCUACCAAGUCCGCUCCUCACAAUCUCUACCACCUUUCCCCUCACCAUCCACCAUCCCCACCAUCACAAGACACUCAAAAACUACCCACCCCAGAAACCAUAUACAAUAGCUGGCUCACCGAGUUCGCCGUGACAACCCUCUCCCGGCUAAAAACCAUCCCCCAGGAAUCACGCACCCGCUGUCUCCAGCCAUUCCUCCUGGUAGCAUCCUGCUCAGAGCUCCGCCUCCCGCGUCUGGCCACAAAAGCAGGCACACAACCCCGGAAUGGUGAAGAUGAUUCAAAGGCUGAUACCGAUAGUAAUAACCCGAACCAAACACCUACCAUCUCAAUGGAGGCCAUAGAAGUCUCUCGCACGCGCAAGUUCAUCCUCGGCCGUCUAACGUCCUUUUUGCACGUUCUGCCGCCGAAACCGAUUCAUGUAUGUUUAAAGUUAGUCAACGAGGUCUGGAAGAGAUUGGAUGCUGGGGAUAUGGAUACUUAUUGGGUUGAUGUUAUGAUUGAGAAAGGGUGGGAGACAACCAUGGGGUGA
Messenger RNA from Penicillium digitatum Pd1, 1485 nucleotides. Its product is annotated as Zn(II)2Cys6 transcription factor. Gene Ontology annotation, biological process: positive regulation of transcription by RNA polymerase II. Gene Ontology annotation, cellular component: nucleus. NCBI's taxonomy places the organism in Eukaryota, Fungi, Ascomycota, Eurotiomycetes, Eurotiales, Aspergillaceae. Gene Ontology annotation, molecular function: zinc ion binding; DNA-binding transcription factor activity, RNA polymerase II-specific; transcription cis-regulatory region binding. The record is from RefSeq and is a predicted model, not a curated record.